CACCGCCGACUGCUCGUGGGUGUCACUCAAACACGAAAACCCGACAGCCACCGAAGACGACGACCAUGAAGAAGUGCAUCGUGCUCGUCUCCAACCAGAGCUUUUCGGCGGAGAACAAGAGCAACACCGCGUCGCUCAACGCGCUUCUGGACGCCAAGAAGAUCAAGCGCGACGAGGUCGACGGGUCGGCCGAGGACAUGGUCGACCGGCGGAACGCGCUCUUUGGCAUCAGCGGCGUCCGGGGCUCGUACCCGCAGGUCUUCCUUGUGGACGAAGGCGAGACCACGCCCCGCUUCAUUGGUCUCUUUGACGCGAUCCACGACAUGAACGAAAUGAACGACCUGCCCACGGACAUCAUUGAGCAAAACAACAUCCUGACCUUCGACGCCGUCUUUGCCGACGUGGAACGAAUGGGCUAAUUAGCCUGGACCACCGACAAGACGGACGCGACGCUACUAGACCCCGGCGCCAUCGACGAUAUUACACUAUUUGCUUUCAGAACACGCAAACCGUUCUCUCCCUC
Molecule: messenger RNA, 523 nt
Organism: Saprolegnia parasitica CBS 223.65
Lineage: Eukaryota; Oomycota; Saprolegniomycetes; Saprolegniales; Saprolegniaceae
Exons: 4
Coding region: 66-419 (117 amino acids)
Source: RefSeq, a predicted model, not a curated record